CCAAAAACAUCAACAACUAAUAUAGCUGCACAUUUAUGUACCGAGCAUCAAAUUUUUAAAACCCAAAAAUGGGAUGCAUCCCCUACAACAACUGUAAAUCCCACAUCAGUAACUCUACUAACAUUCGAAACAAUCAUACAAAAACAGAUAGAAAACACUUUGCCCCUUUCUGAAAAACAACAAAAUCGUAUUGCUUAUCGGCUUGUUGCUUGGAUUGUCAAAGAAAUGAUGCCAUUAAAUUUUCUCGUAGAAUGGGAUAUGUUCGAUAAAAUUAGUGUUGUAAUAACUGACAAUACGUCAUCUAUGAACAAAGUGAUUAGACAACUAGGCACUCCUCACCUUGGUUGUACAGCACAUAUUAUUUAUCUUGUGAUUAUGGAUGGGUUAAAACAAUGUGAAACUUUAAUUGGGCAUGCAAAAUCAUUAAAUAACUUUUUGGUUAAUCGUGACAAAUAUAGAUCGUUAUUUCGAAAAAUUCAGCAUGAAAUGAUUGAAAAAAAAAAUAAUGAUAAUGCAACUAAACUAACCACUAAUAUGUCUGUCCUAGAUCCUAUCUCAAAAUUGGCAACAAAUCUAACAAAUAAUCCUGACUGUACUAUUCGUGCUGAUAGUAAUAACCUUAAUAAAAAAAUACUUACUGAUGAAGAAUGGACAGGUCUUGAAGAAAUAUGCCAAAUUUUACAUCUAUUCGCACAAGCUUUAACAUUCAUAGGUGGUGACCACUAUCCAACACUGAGUAUGAUGUACCCUGCCGUACGACAUCUUUUUAAAGUCUUGGAUCAAAUAGAAUAUAUGCUUACAAACCUAGAAGCUAUUGAAAUGCACCAAAGUCUUCGCACGUCAAUGUUUGCUACAUUUCUUGAUCCUUGUUUCAAAACCUUAUCAACCACCUCAUUCACAAUACAAAAAGAAGUGAUCAAGGAAUUAUGUAAAAAAAUUGAACUCUCCAACCAAAAAAAUACCUUACCAACUACCAAUCAAGCCCUAAAUACAGAAAUGUCUUCUUUUUUUGAUGAUGAAAUCGAACCUUCGUCCCUUUCUCGAAUUGAUACGGAAUUUCAAGUGUAUUUCUCAAUUCCACCAAUCCCUAAGUAUGAUCUAAAGAACCCGCAUUAUGAAGAGUAUAAUCUUUUAAGUUGGUGGAAAGAACAUAAAUGUGCCUUACCUCUUCUUGCCGAAUAG
This is a messenger RNA of Cetraspora pellucida, 1182 nucleotides long. The record is from the annotation of a GenBank genome assembly. Lineage: Eukaryota; Fungi; Glomeromycota; Glomeromycetes; Diversisporales; Gigasporaceae.